Messenger RNA from Meleagris gallopavo (turkey), 6096 nucleotides. The record is from RefSeq and is a predicted model, not a curated record. Lineage: Eukaryota; Metazoa; Chordata; Aves; Galliformes; Phasianidae.
AUGACCGUGGAACGCAGCGCCCAGCAGCUGCCGCACCGUUCCUCACCCUCCAUUUACUUCCCCAACCGCAGCCGCCGUGAGGGCCGCCGCUCCGCCAGGGGGCGCUCUCGCCGCGCGCCCGCUCUCACACUGCGCCCGCGCAGGGCCGCCCCCUCGGGGAAGCGGCGUCCGAGCGCACACAACUGUAACCACUAUGAGGAUGCCAGCGUUGUCUGCUCAGAUGCACCGCCUGGAUACUCAAGUAGCUACCCAUGGAGAACUACACCUCCCACGUACACAACCACAGAUGUCUCCAUUCCAUCAAAUGCCUCUCUGAGCUUGGUGAAUGGCCGGAACCGGUGUGAGGGGCGCGUUGAGGUCUACUACAAUGGGAAUCGGGGCACGGUCUGUGAUGACUCCUGGGACAUCAAUGAUGCCGAAGUUGUGUGCAGGCAGCUGGACUGCGGCUUUGCAGUUUCAGCACCAGGAAGUGCCUAUUUUGGACAAGGCUCCGGCACCAUUUACCUGGACGAUGUGCAGUGCACGGGGAACGAGUCGUCCCUCUUUGAGUGCAGGAGCCGUGGCUGGGGCGUGCACAACUGUAACCACUAUGAGGAUGCCAGCGUUGUCUGCUCAGCUGCUAAUACCUCAACCCUUAUUCCUACUCCACCAUCCAGCACACCUGCUUCGAAAUAUUUCUGUGGUAGCUUCCUUUCCAAUUCAUCUGGGACAAUACAGAGUCCUUUUUAUCCUUCAAAUUAUCCAGAUAAUGCAGAUUGCUUGUGGGAAAUACAAGUCAUGAACAAUUAUCGCAUUAUGCUCACAUUUGGAACUAUUCGCUUGCAAGGUGGAUGCCAGUAUGACUAUAUUGAGAUCUAUGAUGGUCCUCCAAGUACUUCUCCUCUGCUUGGAAGAAUUUGUUCUGGUUAUAAUAUCAUGUACACAUCCUCUUCAAAUAUGAUGACUGUCAGAUUUCACAGUGACUCUAGAUAUUCAAAUAGAGGGUUUUAUGCUGAUUAUCAUUCCUUUCCAGCAGAUCAGAACACCGCCCUCUUUUGCUUCCCAAGCCACAUGCGUGCAGUUGUAGAGAGAAACUAUCUUCAGUCACAGGGUUACUCUGUGUGGAAUGCUAGCUUGUCUGACCCUUCUUGUAGACCAAGAAUUACAUCAACCCAGGUUAUAUUCAACAUUCCAUACAACAGCUGUGGUACUCGUAGACAGAGCAACAACGAGACUUUCACUUAUUCCAACGUGAUAAGAGUAUUUGCUUCUGAUUCCAUCAUCAAGAGGAAAAAGGACCUUUACUUGCAUGUGAACUGCAAAAUGCUUCAGAAAACCUGGGUACAAGUAAUGUACAUUGCUGAUGACGGUGGUGUUGCUAACGUUGAUGAAACCCAAUAUGGCAGAUACAAAGUGGACUUUGCAUUCUACAAUUCCUCCUCUUUCCUUCUGCCAGUGUCUGACUUUCCUUAUUAUGUUGAGCUGAAUCAGAAUUUGUUCCUUCAAGCUUCUCUUCGCAGCAAUGACUCAAACCUGGUGCUGUUUGUGGAUACGUGUGUGGCAUCACCUGAUCCUAACGACUUUACAACACUGACCUACGACUUGAUCAGAAGUGGGUGUGUUAAAGACCCUACCUACUCUUCUUACUAUUCACCAUAUCCAAGCGUCAGUCGGUUUGCUUUUAAUGCAUUCUCCUUUGUUAACCGCUACCCAUCAGUCUACCUGCAGUGUGAGAUGGUGGUGUGCAGGUAUGGUGACUAUUCUUCCCGCUGCUAUCAAGGCUGUGUGAACAGGUUCAGGAGGAAUGCAGGAUCUUCCCAGGGAAAAGUGAGCGUUGUCAUCGGGCCUGUUCAGCUUCAGGAGGCUCCCAGUGAGAACAGGAAUGCUGAGCUGGCCUCCAAUACCCAGGUGAGAGAGGAGCACGAGAGCCCUGUGAAUGCUUCCAGCUCCCACAUUCCUCUGGCUGUGACAGCCGCUGUGCUGGCGGCUGCCAUCCUCACAGUGGGAGGAAUUCUUCUGAAGCGCAAAAUGCAAGAACCCAUCCCCUACCAGAUAAUGUGAGAGGUGACCGAGAGUCUGCAGGUGGAGAGUGCAAUUUGGAUGUUUCAGAGCAUUCCAACUGAGUUCCUGUUUUGUUGCUGUGUCUCAGGAGACUGAUUUCAGUGGCUUGGGAAAGAACUGAUUUCUUUUGCCAUUGCUUACAUGCACAUAGAACACUUGUGUGGUGUUCUACUGGUAUUAGAUACUCCACAGAGUAGCCAAGAAAAAUGUAGAGAAAAGUAUCUCGAUAAUCAGCCAUAAAAUAAAAUACACAGAUAUUGCACGUAAGGAAUUGUUCCUGUACAAUGUUAUUUUAGUGGGGGGACAUGGUUCUUCACAUUUAUAUGUUUCUCUGAGAAAAUGUAGGCUACUUAUAAAUAUUUGCGUAGAUGAUAAAUACAAUCAAACCUGUUGUGUAAGUGUGUAAUUUAAAAACACAGGGGAGGAAGCAUUUGUAGCACAAUUUUUUUUUUUGUACUUGCAAAUACACUGCCUAUGUGUCUGAGCUCACUGCUAAUACAUUAUUGGAUUGAAGGACAUGGUUUCUGAGAAAGUGGCUUUGCCAAGGAGUGAUCUGUACUCUUGCUAUUACGCAUUUCUAAAUCUGUAGUGGCAAGGGGAAUGUACGUAAGUUGCCAUAAGGAAGUGUGACCAGCCUCGUAUCCCUGUGUGAAAACAAAAUAAUAACAUUAAUAAGGGAAGAACCUGUUGGGAAGAACCCACUUACUACAGGUGAAAAGACCAUUGGUAUUUGGUUGAGAAAUGCUCCUCUUUAGACUUUUUUGUUUUCUAGCAAGCAAUGAUGGAGGAAAACUUGUUAGGAACAGCAUGAAGUACUACCUGUGAGGUGAGCCAGAGACAAAGUAGUGACUUAUACUUGAGGCUACAUCUUGUCCUGGUGAGAAAGAUAAGAGUAGACAGAAAUAGUCAUUACAGCAUGUAGUAUUUCUUACUGCCUUUUCUAGGUGAACCCAGGCAUCUUCUCACUUCCUCAUGCGCUGUGGAGAAGGGACCUAAUAAGGAUGGACUGCCACUGCCUACAGAGAAUGGAAGUGCGUUUUGUUACCCACACAUGAGGAACAAGGACUGAGGAGGGUCCUCCUCUUUUCUACCUACCACCCUACAACCGUAUUUGAAGGGCAGAGCAGUCAAGGAAAAGGACCAUCUUCUCUGCUCUUCACACACCUACUUUCUCUCUUGCACCAGCUCUUGCUGUUGUACUGCUGUUGUGCUACUCCAUAACUUUUCAUAGUCUGAUGGCACUUUUUCCACAUCUCACAUUUCCAGAGCAUCUUUGUGAUCAGACCAGGAGAAAUAUCCUAGGCUCAGGAUGUUGAUGCCUCCAGUCAGCAACAUGCUUGUGCUUUUCAGAAUUGUUUUCCUAUGCUACAUCUGUGCCAGGGGUUCUAGAUGAAGAUAUAUCAAGGUUGUACAAGAAUACAGGGUAGAAGUACCAAGUGCAGUGGUUUCCAUGUUAAAUGUUGCUGUGAAAAACACUAGUAAACUGCUCAACUAUUUGAAGUCCCAAAACCAUUGUCCUACUCUCCCCACAGUUUCCUUGAUCCACAAACAUUGUAGAAAUGUGGAGUUCAAGAAAACUAGGCUUGGUGAGGAAAAAAAAUCGUUUUCUGAGGUAAAUGUGCUCAUUGAAUGGCCCUUUGUUAAGUAUCUUCCCUCCCACCUCCUGUCCCACCACAUUCAGGAGCACUUCUAUUGGUAAAUCUAAGGGACAUGACUCAGCUUUUCUGAUCCACUUGUCUCUUCACUGUAAAACAAACAAAUCAAUUUGUAUUGACAUGCUUCAUGUCACACAGGCAACAGAGUUCAAGAGGCCAUCAAGGAACCUGAUAAAUUUGACUAAACUGCCUCAUGGGAUCAUAACGCAGGCAUUCAGACUAUUGGCCCUUUUUGUAGAAGUCUGUGGACACCCUCAUUCCAGUGUAGAUGCUUGGGAUAGUCAUGGAUGAAAACUGAUCAGUCUCCUAUGUCCUUUCAGUUGUUUUCAUCCGAACAUCACAAAAGCCAAAAUGUCUACAGAACAGGCAGCAGAACAUAAAGCAUUUUCAAAGUCCUUUCACAGAGUAAUAUGCUGAGAAACAUUUCAAGCUGCCAGAAGAAGUCCUAGAGAGCAAAAAUACAUUAUUGCUAGAGACCUUCUACCCAGUGGGAAGGAUGAAAACAUCCUCUUUACGGUAUUUGACUGAAUUAAUAUAAUCUGAACGUAGUAGUUAUCUAUUUCUACUGUUCAGAUUGUCUGAUGAUUAAGAGCUCUAGAAAUAUGUAGAUCUUUGACGUUUGUCACAAAAAAUUAAUUAACGAAGAAUGAAGUGAAAAAUAAUCAGUGUUGUUCAUUUACCUGGACAGCUUAGUGGGUAUUUUUUCCACUGAGACAUAUGGGAGUCGCUUUUGUGUUCCCUUUCCUCCUACGCCUUUUCAGUUAUUACAAGAGUUUGGAGAAUUGCUGUCCAUCACUUACUCUUGCUUCACUGAUUGCAGUGUUGAAUUGGUCAGCCAAACGUACUGUAUUUUCUCUGUUUCUUGCCAAAAUGUCAAAAACAGAAGAAUAUGAAUAGUGAAUACCAAUCGCUGGGUACAUUUCCUCAUUCAUGUGUGAAUGUGGUUGUUUGGAUAAAGAAGAAAUAUGUUUACUCUUCACUUAGAGUUGCUUUCAAGGCUUCCAACCUUAUCUUUGGCCUCUUGUGUUUUGCACUUCCUUCUUCCAUUCCAAUAAUGCUGGCCUUUGUGGAAAGACCUUCUAAGUCAUUAUUUUUCCCUUGGGCUCCUCGGAUGCAAUAGAUUUGUACAUUACAAUAACUGUGCCACAGAUUUUGACUGCUGAUAAUGCCUCUCAAGCCUUGAUGGCUGUAAAGGUAAGAAUCGAAUGCAGAAUGAUAUUUUGGCUCUUCAAUCUUAGGAUAGUUGUCAGACUCCUAGCCACUCUGACAAGAGAAUGAUGAAUGAUAAUUAAACAUUAUUUUAUGCUUUGGAAAGCUUUGGAUACAUUUUUCAAAUUUUAGAACAAACCUAAGUUUGCUAAAUAUGCUUAGACCCCACUGAUUUUUCUGCUGGGUUUUCACAAAAAGUUAUUAGCUGACCGUGAUUGUCUUCACAUUUUCCUUGCCAUUAACAGUUUCAUGGUGAACAGAGUAUGAAUUUUGACAUGAACUUAAAAUUCCAAAAACAAAUAUAUUCAUGCUGGAGCUGCAAGAUUCUUCAGAUACCUCACAGUGAUUCACUUAAAACCUUGGAACAGCCUCACUAAUUAUCUGGAGCAAGUUGCCCACAUAGUGUGGUAAAGUAUGUAUCACUUAAAGCGGUGUGAGAUCCUCUCUGCUUAUGGCUGAGGUGCUCAAGAAAGUAAAUCAGCAAGCAAGCCUUGAUGCCUCUCUGAGGUCUGCUGUUGUUACAAUAGCUGGCAACUGGUAACUCAGCACAGAAUCACAGAUCGCCCCCUCUCCUUUCCUCAUAUCUCCAUCAUAUUGCCUCUCCAGUGGCUUCUAUGACCACCAAGAGCAUGCAGCCACUUGCAGCCCCCUUCUUGUUGGCUCUACUGCUGAAGGUAGAAGCACUGAAAUUGAGGUAAAGCUAGCAAUGCUGAUAGGACCGAAGUGUCUAGAUGGUCUACUGGUUAUCUUCACUUUAUAUUUAGCAACAGCCACAGUUCUGAUGGGUUAUGUUCAGAGACUCCCCCUUGUUCUUGAUCGCGGUCCUAUUUUAUCAUAUUUAAAGUAUGCCAAAUCUCUACCCAAUUGAUGGCUCCUUGGGGAACUUGUCUCAGUAGCUGGAACCAAGGUAUGAAGUUCUCUAACAACCUUCUUGGAGGUAAUCCCAUUUGAAUUUCAGGAUCCCACUACCUUCCUCAGACUUGCCAAGAUUUGUCAUCAUAAAAGAAAAAUAUAAGAUUCAUCAGCCAGAAUCAAGAGGUAUCUUUGGAUAAGAGCUCAUUUUGUUUGUACAACGAGGUGAUUGUACAACUCAUAGUAGCAUAAAUAUUUUCUUCCAAGCAGUGGAAAAUGUUACUCUUGAGAUACUAUCUUCAAGCAGAAACCAGGAUGUGACAAAAUAUUGAAUAACAAA